AUGGAGCAUCCCUUGGAGCAGCCCGAUUUCCCCCUGGCUGUCCGCAGUCUAGAGACCUUGACCGAGCAGGUCGCUCGCUGUCAGAAUCUACCGGCCGUUGAUGGUGGCCUUCGACUCGCACAGGUGCUUGCAGAGAUGCGCAAUGACAUGCGGGACAUGCGGAAUGAGAUGCGCACCGUCAACAGGAAGUUAGACGACCUAGACCGUAAGGUGACUGCUGAGAGACGGAACGCAGUGGCCCGAGCCCAGAACGGCGUGGUCGUACGUUCGGACAUGACCUUGGAGCCCUUGUCCAGCGUCACCAGCGGUGAGCGGUUGGGAAACUUCCCAGCAACUCUGGGCCAGUUGGAACGGCUAGAAAGUGAGUCUUUCAUCUAUUGA
Molecule: messenger RNA, 381 nt
Organism: Hirsutella rhossiliensis
Lineage: Eukaryota; Fungi; Ascomycota; Sordariomycetes; Hypocreales; Ophiocordycipitaceae
Exons: 2
Coding region: 1-381 (126 amino acids)
Source: RefSeq, a predicted model, not a curated record